UGUACUGUACAUAAGGAACCUGUUAGGUUACUAGUUAACCUCCUACCUUGGCAUUUUACGUGCAGAAAGGGACAUGGUCUGUGCGAGACACAGUACCAAAACAUAUCAAAUACGCGCUCGAUACAGCCCGCGGUCAGAUUAAUACGAUACGGGUUCUGCGAUUACAACGUAUCAGACAGUUUCCCAGCUGUCCAGGUAUUGUCGGUAUUGUAAGGGGGGGUGUGUGGGGUGGUGGGAAGGUAAGAAGAAAGAAGAAAGAAGAAAGAAGAAAGAAGAAAGAAGCUGUGUGUUAGACCUGAUCCCAUCGAGCAGAGAUAGUUAUCUCAUAUCUCGAGGCCCCCGUCAGUACGUUGCGUGUACGUUGUAACUACGCUGCGUACUAACUACUAGUUAUCUCGUUAGUGGCUGCCACUCGCUGCCUAGUAGUAGUGGCCAACCUGGGACCCGCCCGGCCGGAGCGUUGCAGAGAAGGAAGUCAGAGCGAGCCCACCACACAUCUUCUCUCCCAAUCUCCCAAUCUCCUCCUAACCUCCCACCCUCCCCCUCCCCGCCAGCGAAGUUGACUGCUGCUGGACCCUGGGAUACCUGGAUAGGUGACCAGGAACGUUACAACGAGGCGAUCCCACACACCCGUGAAUCCCCCCCCCCCUUGUAUAAUUGCCGAUUCCCGUGGCGGUGGGCUCGAAUGUUUCGGAGGCCCGCUAUCAGCUUGUCUCCGACAUCCUGGGUUGCUUGGUCCCGGCUGUCUUCCCAAUCCCCAGUACCAUAGUAUGCACGCAAUCAACAGGUACAUCCACCACGCUGUCGCCAGUAGUAGGGAGUGUGUCCUUUCAGCCUGAAUUCAACCCUGGACGAGGGUUCAGAAUAGAGAGUCACCACGGAUUCCACCCUGGAUGUCACCUUCUUUUAGCCUCGCUCCACCCCGCCGCAUGACGCUGUUGCGGUGGGAAGCCAAAGCUCCCGCUACCAACGCGAGCAUCAACCCGCAGGCAGCUUGCUUGCUGUCACCUGUGUGACUCCAACGCGACAAGCUUCCUACUUCAGAACUUGUUGCAAAUCGACAAUAGUUAACGAUCACUCGAAAUCUCCCCCCAAAUCAAACUGCUCGCUAGCACCGCUAAUCCUCUGCCAACACAGCUGUCACAUGGAGCUGUUCCUGGGACCGAGUGAUCCCGGAGCCCUUUCGUUGAUACAGUAGCUAUCCCUCCUGUCCAGCCUGUGCCUCUCUCGCCGAACCCCCAGGCAGGAAAUUCGGCAGGUCUGUCUUUUCCCUGUCCAGAGAAACCUGUUGCGGUACGUCCGGUGCCUCCGCAGUAGUGUGCGCGCAUCGUUUCACCCCCAGGUACCACCGUCAGAAAGCCACCUUCCCCAGCCUAAUAGAUCGGGGUUGCUCGUGUCCCUCCUCCACGCGCUUUUCUCCGGGUUUGCCAGACUGGGUACUCUCUCCUCUCUCUCCCCUUUUUUUUGUUUUCUGGGGGAAAUUUUCUAUUUUUGUCGAUUUGAUUUGAUUUGAUUUUUUGAUUUUUACUUUCUUCAGCUAUCGUUUUUACCUUUGCCUAUUUUAUGCGAUCUGAGACUUAGAGGUGACUCAAUUCAGUAACUCUCCCGCCUCCUGAUCCCCUUCAGGGUGGAUAGUCGCAUCCCAGUGGUGAAGGGAUUGCCGGGCCAAAGAUCAAAUCGUUGGGUUUCCUGCGGGGGGGGGGGAAGGAGUACAACAAUAACAUAAGAUACACAAAGGGAGGCAUACAGAAGAGCCCCGUCGAAACAGAAACAAGGCCAGUGCCAGUGCCAAGCAGGAAAGGUAAAUUCCGGAAGGAGCGCGCGAUACAAAGGGCCAAAAUAAACAGCAUAAACCAGGCAAAGCGGAGCAAAUAGCGCCUGCAACGCUGCCUGUCGACGUUUUAUUUUUAUUGCCCAGAAAAUCCGACUUCACUGUCGCACUCGACUGUCGUUGCUGGCUGGUUUAAAUUUGUACUUCCCUUUUUAUUUUUAUUUUCAAAAAAAAAAAAAGUCGCUGCGCAUAUUUGGCGGGAAAAAAUAGAAGGGCUGGCAGGGGGACCUUUACUCUUCUGGAAGGUAUCAGGUACCUACCUGGGUUCAACCACUCGAAAGGCCGCUGCAAGGUACUCCCAGAUACAACUUUAGAAAUCUGCUCUUCCUCAGGCGUUUCUAUAGUAUAUAUCUACGAGCCACUCCGCCCCUUCCCGCGGUUCGAGAAACUACUGCUACAUCCGGAUAGAGUAUCGCCUUAUUUGUCCCGCCUUUUGUUCCGCUCUCUUUAAUAAUAAUUAUAUCUCCCCGCCCAUCUUCAUCCUCCGCGUUACAGUGCUGUUGUUGCUUGAGACAUUCUUUAAAAGGCAUAACAACCGCGCUUGACGACAGCCACCCGUUUCACGAGUGCCAAAGGUCGUUCAUGUUUACGCCCAACAAAAACCAAAAGCUGAUCUUGAGGGCAGAAAAAUGUGUUCAGGCUUUUGAAACUGGUUAUAUGAGCUGUACCUGAGCUCUUAUCGUGGCCCUUUUGGAAAUCCGUUCUCCGGCUUGCAUCCAGUAUAUAAAAUAAUAUACACCCAGUGCCACUUAUCGAUCAUCUAUCUCAACCCUCAUUCCUUCAACUAAAGGGUGCCAUUGGAGGGCAUACCAAUAUACCUCUUUUUCCCACGAUGGCAGACGCACUUGCAAAGAUGAACCGCCGCAUGCGGGCCUUCUUCCACAACAUCAUGACGCUCUUGAAGCGCAUGAUGAUGAUCCCUUCGCGGGCAGGGGAUGCAUCCGUCGCGAGGCAAGAGUCCUUCAGCAGCUCCAAACGACGCCGCCGGUCGCUCGAUGAUUUGUCGCAAGAGGUGGAUCGCCUUUUCACAGGACACCUGGGCGUUUCGAACCUGCUCUCCAUGUCGAAAAAGAUCCGAGCUCAGAUCGACAUAGGUGCGAAGACUAGUCCAGUCUGCAUGUUGCCAUCGUUCAACCAUACGCUACCCACUGGAAAGGAGUCCGGAACGUACAUCGCCAUGGAUCUAGGAGGUUCGACUUUCCGAGUUGCCCUUGUUGAACUUUCAGGAGGUGGGAAAAUGAGGAUUGUGCGUAUGACUUCUUCUGUGAUUGAUGAGACUGUGAAGAAGCUGGAGGGGAAGGCUUUCUUUGUAUGGAUGGCGGGAAAGAUCGAGGAGAUGUUAAGUGCCGGCGAGGAGAAGUAUGGUAUGGAAUCGGAACCCUUGCCAAUGGGACUAUCGUGGUCGUUCCCGAUCGACCAAACCUCGAUACGUAGUGGGCGUGUCAUUGCAAUGGGGAAGGGAUUCCUGUGUUCUAACGGCACUGUGGGUGACGACCUGAGCGAGUUGAUUAUGGAGGCUUGUAGGCAGCGGAAUCUUAAUGUUCGCAUUGACGCGAUCAUUAAUGAUAGCUCCUCGACACUCCUCUCGCGGGCAUACGAGGACACAUCGACCCGAGUCUCUUUGAUAUUGGGAACUGGUACCAAUGCUGCCAUCCAUUACCCAGUCCAUGCCAUAGGGCUGGACAAGUUUGGAACUCGGCCAGCUGAAUGGUUUGCUCAAGCGGAUCAUGUCAUUGUCAACACCGAGCUCAGCAUGUUUGGCGGUGGUGGGGUUUUGCCAACUACGAGAUGGGAUGAUGUCCUCAACCAGACACAUAUAAAGCCUGAUUACCAACCCCUGGAAUAUAUGUGCACAGGGCGAUAUCUCGGCGAGAUCGUGCGUCUCAUCGCAGCCGAAGCGGUGAAGACAGCAGGCCUGUUUGGAGGUACUCUUCCAGAAUCCCUGCAAGUCCCAUACACGUUCGACACCAGCAUCGCCGCGUUCAUCCAAGCAGACACCUCUCCCUCCUUAGCGUCUUCAUCCGCCUACCUCCAAAAACACCAUACUUUCGCCACUGCCCCAUCUCCAGCGGACCUCUUAUUCCUUAAACAAAUAUGCACCUCCGUCACACGAAGAGCAGCCGCCUAUCUCGCCGCAGCCAUCCAUGCCUUAUGGUGUCUACGAAAUUCUAGCGAAGCUCCCGCCCUCCCGCCAACGCCAGACUCCGUCACAUCCUCCUCUACAUCAAACGACAACGGCAGCGGCGAUGUCAAUUCAGAGAUGCCAUCCGACCUAAACAAGAAGCGCACCAACAACACCAACACCACCAGCACGACCACUGCCACCGCCACCAGCGACUACAACGUCACGAUCGCUUGCGACGGUUCCGUCAUCAACAAAUACCCGGGUUUCCAUGACCAGUGCCAACAAUUCCUCAACGACCUGACUCUCGAACGAGAUCCUUCACAGCCCUCCCGCCCCAUCUCCCCACCAGACUCAGCCACAACAUCACCUUCCAAGCAGGCAAUCACCACUGUAAUAACUUCGUCGCCAUCCAUCACGCUUGAAAGAGCCAAUGAGAGCGCUAUCUUUGGUGCUGCGGUUGCGGUUGCUGUUGCUGUUUCAGAACAUUAGACUUUUUGCGUUCUUGCGUUUUUGCUAUUUUGUUUUCAUUUGAGAUCAUUUUUAUUAUUAGAGAGUUUCUUCUUUUCGAAAAGAAAACACACCUCCUUUUUUUCACACCCUUUUUUUCACACCCUUUUUUUCUCCCCCUUUAGCCCCUUCAUCUAGUCAGGAUGGGAACGUACUCUAAAAUGAUGAAUUCAGAUCAAUACCAAGACCAGGUUGAGGAUUGUGUUUUUUACCAACCAACUUCCUCCUUCUCUAUGGCCUUGAUUUUAAUUCUGAUUUUUGUAGGCAAUCCCCCCUUACUCUACACCUCCCUUACCCCCACGGCCCCCACGGCCCACACCCCCACAUUUUCUUGUCGAGAGCGAUUCAGAUAUUUUUUAUGUAUUGUAUAUAUUUAUCUUAUAUUCUUCUUUUUCUACAUCUCAAUUCUCAACCCCAGUAGCCUAUUAUUUUAUCACCCCAGUUUGUCCCGGUUUUGCUGAACCUCGCAGCCAAUCCCGUCCUCAUCAUCGUCCCCCACCAUUCUAUUUUCCGUAGCUAUACAUACCUUCUUCUCUUCUCCCUUCUUUGUUGCAUCAUACACUGUUACCUUUCACUUCUACCUCAUUAUGUUUCACUUCUCACAUGUCCAGUUGCAUCUGCAAAACAAAAAUGUGAGUGUCAGUGUUUAAUUCACUGGGUUUUUUUUUUUUUUUUUUUUUUUU
Messenger RNA from Blastomyces dermatitidis ER-3, 5146 nucleotides. RefSeq names its product hexokinase. Gene Ontology annotation, molecular function: mannokinase activity; glucokinase activity; D-glucose binding. NCBI's taxonomy places the organism in Eukaryota, Fungi, Ascomycota, Eurotiomycetes, Onygenales, Ajellomycetaceae. Gene Ontology annotation, biological process: glycolytic process; glucose 6-phosphate metabolic process; intracellular glucose homeostasis. Gene Ontology annotation, cellular component: mitochondrion; cytosol. The transcript has a single exon. The coding region runs from base 2664 to 4445 and encodes 593 amino acids. The record is from RefSeq and is a predicted model, not a curated record.